Malania oleifera is the source of this 1100-nucleotide messenger RNA. RefSeq lists its product as uncharacterized. Lineage: Eukaryota; Viridiplantae; Streptophyta; Magnoliopsida; Santalales; Ximeniaceae. The coding region runs from base 326 to 973 and encodes 215 amino acids. Gene Ontology annotation, molecular function: structural constituent of ribosome. Gene Ontology annotation, cellular component: ribosome. The record is from RefSeq and is a predicted model, not a curated record. Gene Ontology annotation, biological process: translation. The transcript is spliced from 3 exons.
GAAAACAGAACCAUUUCCUGCCACCAUCCCCACCAAAACCCUAACUCAUUCUUCAACGCUGAAAACCCUCCAUCCGAGGUCCGGUGGCACAUUUUCACGUCGGCCGGGAAGGGAAAGCUGAACGAAGCGACCCGAACGUUGGUGGAAUGGUCGAGUUUGCUAGCAUGAGUGCAGAGCCACUGACCGUGAGGUGUGAGCUGAGCCGCUGCCAUUUUCUGUUUUUGGUUUGCUCCGGCAAAAAUCUGCUAUUGUAAGAGUUCAAGAAAUGGGUGCUUUAUAGGUUAGUCUGCGAAUUCAAGGUUGGAGGACUGUUUAAAACCGGAAAAUGAGUGUAAUUUUAAGAUUAAGACAUUAUUUACCGAAUGGGAUCUGCCACAGAUCCAUAAUUACCCCUGGGAUAGCGUUGGAUUCUAUCAACUUUAGUGGAAUAUUUCGAAAACUAACCCAACCGGCAAGGAAAGAGGAGGAUGACGAGGAAGAAGUUGAGAUAGACCAAAGGAGGCUGCCAGCUGAUUAUGAUCCAGAAAAUUUUGAUCCCACAGAACAUCGAAGUCCUCCAACUGAGCGGGUUUUUAGGCUUGUAGAUGAAAUAUCAGGACUCACUUUGGCUGAAGUUGCUGAGUUGUCUUCAAUAUUGAUGAAGAAAAUGGGUAUGAAUGAAGCACCAGUUGUGGGGGUCAUGAGACCGGGAGCUGCUGGAUUGGCAGGAAUGGCAAUGAAGACAACAGCAUCAGCAAAGGAAGAGAAGAAACCAGAAAAAACGGUUUUUGAAUUAAAAUUGGAAUCAUAUGAGGCAGCUUCAAAGAUCAAAAUAAUCAAGGAGGUCAGGACUUUUACUGAUUUGGGUCUCAAGGAAGCAAAGGAUUUAGUUGAGAAGACCCCAUCACUGAUUAAAACAGGAGUGUCAAAGGAAGAAGGUGAGCAAAUAAUGGAGAAGAUGAAAGCUAUUGGGGCAAAAGUUGUAAUGGAAUGAAAAAGACAGAAGUAUUGGGUGUUUGUUUUCUGCCAACUUUUUUCUGAAUCUAGUUUGUCAUUUGAAGACAGUUCUUGUUUUUUUCUCCAAAUUAUUUUCACUGAAAUGCAAUCACAUUUAUUCUGAA